This is a messenger RNA of Plutella xylostella (diamondback moth), 763 nucleotides long. RefSeq names its product corazonin (gene Crz). Gene Ontology annotation, molecular function: corazonin receptor binding. Gene Ontology annotation, biological process: positive regulation of heart contraction. The record is from RefSeq and is a predicted model, not a curated record. NCBI's taxonomy places the organism in Eukaryota, Metazoa, Arthropoda, Insecta, Lepidoptera, Plutellidae.
UAAUGAUCUGACUUCUGUGAUAAAGGUUUACUAUAGAUUUUAGGUUUGAUUCCUGAAAGGCAAAUAUUUGUUCUCGGAUCUUGGGUGUUCCAUGCGUGUUGUGUGAAUAGGAAUAAGUGUUGAUAUUGUUAAAUUCAUAAAAACAAAGUGUCUUUUAAGGAUAUUAUGAUCAAACAAAACCAGUUUCUGAGGACCUACUUACAAAACAACUAAGCCAUGAUGCCAAAACUGCGUCCCUCAGCCAUUCUGUUCGCAUUCAUAGCCCUGACCUCCGUCACCGCUCAGACGUUCCAAUACUCCCGCGGCUGGACCAACGGCAAGCGAGACGGACAUAGGCGGGUUGAUACAGAUCUGAGAGAGAUAGCUGGCAACCUGGAGAGGACUCUGACACCGUGCCAGUUGAAUAAGUUGAAAUAUGUGCUUGAAGGCAAGCCUUUGAGUGAGAGAAUAUUCUCACCAUGUGAAUAUACAGAAGAAGAAUCCGACUCUCAACCGAAACGACACUACAAGAGCGACCACAAUCAGGAGCCUCUGUUCGAGACAUUCCUAUGAAUACGGCCCCGCGGAACAUUCACAUAAAACCUUCCUAAUCCUCAACGAUACAAACUUCCACACUAUGAGUAAUGACGGCUGUAAUACGUUCUUACUAAUAAACAAAAUAUAAGCCCAGAAAAUAUGUUUAUGCUUAUCAUGUAAUUACGACGCGAAUUUAUAAAAAUAUAAAAAAGCCCCUCCGGUCAAUUUUUGGGAAAGUAUUUGUUAG